Phragmites australis (common reed) is the source of this 2060-nucleotide messenger RNA. RefSeq names its product protein NRT1/ PTR FAMILY 8.3-like. The transcript has 5 exons. NCBI's taxonomy places the organism in Eukaryota, Viridiplantae, Streptophyta, Magnoliopsida, Poales, Poaceae. Gene Ontology annotation, molecular function: transmembrane transporter activity. The coding region runs from base 172 to 1887 and encodes 571 amino acids. Gene Ontology annotation, biological process: transmembrane transport. The record is from RefSeq and is a predicted model, not a curated record. Gene Ontology annotation, cellular component: membrane.
CGCCGCCCACGGUGCGGCUGGCGCCCCGGUGUGGUUGGUUCGCGACCUACCAGUUCCCAUGAUUGGUUGGCCUCACCAACCCCCGUCCUCUUUCGCUACUACAAGUUCCCCGGCCUUGGACGAAAGCCUUUUGGGGGACUCAGAUCAGCGGAGGGCGGAGGCAGGCCGGCCAUGGAGGAGGGAGGCGACCACGCGAGCCUUCUGAUCAAGAAUGGCACGUCAUGUCAAGGCGAAGAAUCACAGAGGCUAUUGGAAGCACACCAAGGGCCACAGCUUAAAAGUAAACGUUCUGCUUGGAGAGCACCGACACUAAUUCUGGGACUUGAAUGCUUGGAAAGCAUGGCUUUCAAUGGCAUCGGCACAAACCUAGUUGUGUAUCUCCGCUCAGUUCUCCAUGAUGGUAUUGCUUCCAGUGCAUCAACCGUUUCUCUUUGGUAUGGAACGAGCUUCUUUGUGCCAAUACUUGGAGCCGGCAUAGCAGAUACUUACUUGGGCAAUUACAAGACUGUCUUGAUCUCCCUUAUCAUGUACCUACUUGGCAUGGUACUAAUUACACUUGCAACAUUUAUGCCUUAUACUCCAGUCUUGUGCGAUGUGAGUUCAUGCCUGUCGUCAAAUGAAACUCAGACUCUGCUUUUCUCUGGUUUGUAUCUCACUGCUAUUGGAUGUGGAGGGGUAAGAUCUGCACUGCUUCCAUUUGGUGCAGACCAAUUCGACAACAAAAACAGUUUAGAUAUACAAAAGAGAAGGAACUUCUUCAGUUUGUUCUAUAUAUGUGUCAUCUUUGGUGUGAUUACUUCCGGGACCAUUAUAGUGUGGGUUCAGGAAAAUGUGAGUUGGGCUAUAGGAUAUGGAAUUGCCACAGCAUGCAUAGGUCUUGCUUUGAUAGGAUUUCUGGUGGGAACACCGAUAUUCCGACAACAUGAGCCUUGUGGUUCCCCAGUGAGAAGUAUUUUCCAGGUUAUUGUCGCCUCUUUUAGGAACAUGUGCUUGGAACUUCCGGUUGAUAGGUCUCUUCUGUAUGAGGUCAGGAGCAACUACACACAAAAGAGACCAAAACUAGCUCACUCUGAUGAUUUUAGUUUCUUAGACAAGGCAGCCAUUAUUUCUGAUCUGAGCUUGGCCAAUGGAAGCUGUCAAAGUUCAUGGAGGCUUUGUACGGUUACUGAAGUUGAGGAAUUGAAAAUACUAAUCCGCUUACUCCCAAUAUGGGUGACUGGAAUAUUCUUUGGUGCAGCAAUAUCUCAAAUGCACACCACUUUCAUUCAACAGGGAACUGUGAUGAACACUAAGAUUGGCUCACUGUCCGUUCCACCGGCAUCCUUGUAUUCAUUUGAAGUGAUAUGCGUCACGCUUUGGGUUCUUGUUGUGAACAAAGUAAUUGUGCCAGCGACCCGAACAUACUUCGCAAAUGGAGCAGAGCUCACACAGUUGCAGAGGAUUGGGAUCGGUCGUUUCCUGAUGAUUUUUGCCAUGGCAAUUGCUGCACUUUUAGAAAUGAAGAGGCUAGAGAGUGUUCGGGAGGGGGAACCAUUAAGCAUUGUAUGGCAGCUCCCGCAGUACAUCGUCAUUGCUGGGGCUGAGUGCUUUGCCAUUAUUACUCAGCUGGAGUUCUUCCACGGUCAGGCGCCAGACUCCAUGAAGAGCAUGUUGACGGCAUUUGCAUUGCUCACCACUGCUCUUGGCAAUUACCUGAGCUCAGCUAUCAUCACCCUUGUUGCAGGGGUGACCAGCGUUUGGGAUAGCCCUGGAUGGAUUCCAGAUGAUCUGAACAAAGGGCACCUUGACUACUACUACUGGUGUCUUACAGCUCUCUCAGUGGCAAAUUUUGUCUUCUAUCUCUACUUUUCUAGUAAAUACAAAUUAAAGAAAGUUAUUAUCAGCUAAUAUUACUUGUGAAAUCACCAAGUGUAACAUACGGAAUCUUUUUAUUAUUCUCUAUGUUAGACGACUGAAGGAUCUUAUCUCCAAAAAUAUAUUCUUGUUGAUCGCAGAAGGAUGGUUAUAUGUAACGAGAAAGAUAGAUACUGCAUUUCUAAUGGCUAUUCGUUUUCUGUACA